Molecule: messenger RNA, 707 nt
Organism: Strongylus vulgaris
Lineage: Eukaryota; Metazoa; Nematoda; Chromadorea; Rhabditida; Strongylidae
Source: the annotation of a GenBank genome assembly
AUGGCCGAACAAGCGUCAAAGUCAUUGCAGAAUCAAUUAAAGCUAGCUCGGGACAUGGGCUAUACUGAAGACGUUAUACUUACAGCACUUGAGACGCAGAAGAAGGAUGAAGAAGGGUUCUAUACGCCCUUCGAAAGCACAAAUGCGAUGCUUGACGUUUUAAACCGUACUUCUGCCCGCGUAGAUUGGUCCGCACAUAAUGGAACUGCAGUAGACCGAAGUGAUCAUAACGAUCAGAGGAUCCGACCGUCUCCUCGUGUAGCAUUGCGUUCUUCCUCCUUCCAUGUGAGGUCACCUACAACUAGUCGAGGUGAAAAUUUAACCCAACUGCUCCGGACAUUCGAAAGGGAGAACAUGAAGGAUAAAGAAGCAGCUGAAAGUCGCAUAGCUAGACUUAAGACCCGUAUCCAUGAUUUGGAAAGAGACACGGAGAAGCUCAAGCAAAACGAACGGGAAAUGAAAGAUCGUCUGCACGAACUUGAAAAUCGAAACGAGUUUUUAACAUCCGAGAUGGAGCGGGCUGAAAGAGAAAAAGAACAACUUAGUCAAACUAUCGUAGAAUUGCAAGCUGUCACCGAUCGACUGACGCUGGAAAAUCUUCGAAAUGAACACCAGGCGAAAGAUCAAAAAGAGCUUGCCGAGCAUAGGAAAAAACAGCAUGAUCAACAAGUUGCCGCGAUGGAAGAGGUGAAUAUUGCUCUUUAAGA